This is a messenger RNA of Trichosporon asahii var. asahii CBS 2479, 2763 nucleotides long. RefSeq names its product coatomer gamma subunit (Gamma-coat protein). Gene Ontology annotation, cellular component: COPI vesicle coat; endoplasmic reticulum; endoplasmic reticulum-Golgi intermediate compartment. Lineage: Eukaryota; Fungi; Basidiomycota; Tremellomycetes; Trichosporonales; Trichosporonaceae. Bases 1 to 2763 code for a protein of 920 amino acids. The record is from RefSeq and is a predicted model, not a curated record. The transcript is spliced from 2 exons. Gene Ontology annotation, biological process: intracellular protein transport; intra-Golgi vesicle-mediated transport; endoplasmic reticulum to Golgi vesicle-mediated transport. Gene Ontology annotation, molecular function: structural molecule activity.
AUGUCCUUCAAGAAGGACGAGGAUUCUGGCGGCAUGUCGUUCUUGCAAGACAAGUCGACGGUGCUCCAGGAGGCGCGCGUAUUCAACGAGUCGCCCAUUUCGCCCCGCAAGUGCCGCGCAUUAUUGACCCGAAUCGUCUACCUGCUCUACGUCGGAGAGACCUUCAACACGCAUGAGGCUACGACCCUGUUCUUCGGCGUCACGAAGCUCUUCCAGAACAAAGAUGCCGCGCUCAGGCAGAUGGUCUACCUUGUGAUCAAGGAGCUGUCCACUGUGGCCGAGGACGUGAUCAUGGUUACGUCUUCGAUCAUGAAGGACAUGCAGCCCAACCUCGAGGUCGUCUACCGCCCGAACGCUAUCCGUGCUCUUGCCCGCAUCAUCGACGCGCAGAGCGUUCAGUCCGUCGAGCGCUUCUUCAAGUCUGCCCUCGUCGACCGCUCCCCUCCCGUCUCCUCUGCUUCCCUCGUCUCGUCCUACCACCUGUUCCCGAUUGCCAGUGCGAUUAUCAAGCGCUGGUCGAACGAGACUCAGGAGGCCGUCAACGCCAAGGCCGUCUCGUCUUCGUCAUACUCGGCCUCGUCCGCCGCGGCUUACAUCUCUGGCGGUGGCUCUAACGGCUAUCAGUCCGUUUCGAGCUCCAGCUACAUCAUGCAGUACCACGCCCUUGGUCUGCUCUACCUGAUCCGCGAGAAGGACCGUAUGGCCGUGACGAAGAUGGUUCAGCAGUUUGGCGCCGGCAAGCAGGCUACCGUUGUCCGCAACCCGAUGGCCAUCUGUAUGCUGAUCCGCUUCGCUCGCAAGGUCAUGGACGAGGACCCCAACGUUCAGAAGCAGAUGCACGAGUACCUCGAGGGCCUGCUCCGUCACAAGUCGGACAUGGUCAACAUUGAGGCGGCCCGUGCCAUCUGUGAGAUGCGUGGUGUCACCGACCAGGACCUCUACCGCCCGGUCGCCGUGCUCCAGCUCUUCCUGUCGUCGCCCAAGGCUGUCCUCAAGUUUGCCGCUGUCAAGACGCUUAGCAAGCUCGCUCAGACGCACCCCAACGCCGUUGCCUCUUGCAACCUCGACAUGGAGAACCUGAUUACCGACUCGAACCGCAGCAUCGCCACAUACGCCAUCACCACCCUCCUCAAGACCGGAAACGAGGCUUCGGUCGACCGCCUGAUGAAGCAGAUCUCCUCGUUUAUGACCGACAUUACGGAUGAAUUCAAGGUCAUCGUGGUUGACGCUAUCCGAUCGCUCUGCCUCAAGUUCCCGGCCAAGCAGGGUGUCAUGCUCACGUUCCUGUCUGGCGUCCUCCGCGACGAGGGCGGCUACGAGUUCAAGCACGCCGUCGUCGAGGCCAUCUUUGACAUGAUCAAGUACAUCCAGGACUCGCGCGAGGCUGCUCUCGCCCACCUCUGCGAGUUCAUCGAGGACUGCGAGUUUACCAAGCUCUCUGUCCGCAUUCUCCACCUUCUUGGUAUCGAGGGCCCCAAGACCCGCAACCCCACCAAGUACAUUCGUUACAUCUACAACCGUGUCGUUCUUGAGAACGCGGUCGUUCGUGCCGCCGCUGUCUCGGCCCUCGCCAAGUUUGGCGCCUCGGUCGACGAUGAGCACGUCACGAAGAGCAUCGACGUCCUGCUCCGAAGAUGUCUCGACGAUGUUGACGACGAAGUGAGGGAUCGUGCCGCCAUGUACCUGAAGGUGCUCGACGACAAGAAGCUCGCCGACACCUACGUCCGUGACGAAGCGACCUUUUCGCUCGCUCAGCUUGAGAGCCAGCUGGUUUCGUACAUCAACGAUGAGAGCAAGCACGGUGAGGCGUUCGAUGCUUCCUCGGUCCCCAAGGUCAGCCGCGAGCAGGCCGCUGCCGAGGUCGCUUCUGCUCGUCCCUCUGCCCUCGCUACCAUCGCCGACACCUCUGCUGCUCCCCAGAAGAGCGAGUCGCCGGCGCCCGUCUCUGCCGCCGAGGCUCAGUCGGCGUACGCUGCUCAGCUCGCCGAGAUUCCCGAGCUUGCCAGCUACGGCCAGGUGCUCAAGUCGUCAUCCAAGCCUAUUCCUCUCACUGAGGACGAGACCGAGUACGCUGUCACCGUCGUCAAGCACAUCUUCAAGGAGCACGUCGUAUUCCAGUUCAACGUCUCCAACACCAUCCCCGACACUGUCCUCGAGCAGGUCUCCGUCAUCCUCGUCCCCGCCGAGGAGUCCGGUCUUACCGAGGACUUUAUCAUCCCCGUUCCCAGCCUCACCACCCAGACCGGCGCCGGUGCCGUGUACGUCUCCUUCACGCGGGAUGACCCGUCAGAGUACGCCACGGGCGCCUACUCGUGCACGCUCAAGUUCAUCAGCAAGGAGGUUGACCCUUCGUCUGGCGAGCCCGAGGAGGAGGGAUACGACGACGAGUACCAGGUUGAGGACGUCGAGCUCGGUGCUGGCGACUACAUCACGCCGACAUACGCGACCUUUUCGUCCGAGUGGGACAAGCUCGCCAACGGCCCGAGCAUCACGGAGACGUUUGCGCUGUCGUCGAGUGAGAGCCUGCGCGAUGCUGUCAAGAGCUUGGUUGAGGUGCUCAACAUGGAGCCGCUCGGAGGAACGGAGCAGCCGACGUCGAGCAGUGUGCACACCCUUAAUAUGAGCGGACUGGUGUGCGGCGGAGGUGGCAAGGUCCUCGCGAGGUGUCGCAUGACCUUCUCACCAGGAGAGGGCGUCACGCUCGAGCUGGCCGUUCGAGCCGAAAAGGAAGAGGCCGUCAACCUUGUCAUGUCGGCCAUUUAG